This is a messenger RNA of Oenanthe melanoleuca, 2408 nucleotides long. RefSeq names its product urea transporter 2-like. The transcript has 12 exons. The record is from RefSeq and is a predicted model, not a curated record. NCBI's taxonomy places the organism in Eukaryota, Metazoa, Chordata, Aves, Passeriformes, Muscicapidae. Gene Ontology annotation, molecular function: urea transmembrane transporter activity. Gene Ontology annotation, cellular component: membrane. Bases 365 to 1645 code for a protein of 426 amino acids. Gene Ontology annotation, biological process: urea transmembrane transport.
GCCUUUCCCAAAGUCUCUCCAGCGGGCUGGGAGGUCCAAGAAACUCCUCCUGGAGUUUUUUCCUGUUUUGGAUUUCUUAUCAUUGCCAUCAACCAGAGACUGAAUCUCUGCACUAGUCCAUCCCUGAAGUGAGAUUCACUGCCUAACUCUCUGAAACACCCACCUGAAUUCUCUGCACUCAACAGAGCAGCCCAAGGAUAAACCCUCUGGUAAAUCCUAUGUGACUGAAGAUAUAGGAGCCUGCCUGAAGACCAGGAGCCACCCCAGCUACCAACAGGCUGAAGCAGACAAGCUUGACUCUGCAAGAGGACAACAUCAUCUCAAGAUCAUUACCCUGUUACCCUUUAUCAUCACCCAGAAGAGGAUGGAGCUCGGUGAGAUCGUUGUGACUAAACAUCCCAGUGAGAGGGAGAUGUACAAGAAGGAGAUGCCAAGAGCCCAGCACCUGCUGUGGAGAAGUGGAAACUGGAUCCACCAUGGUUUUGGGUAUCUCACAGGAGAAAUGGAAGAAUUUGGAGAAUGGAUGAAAAACAAGCCCUUAAUUGUUCAGCUGGUGGACUGGAUCUUGCGAGGAACCUCCCAGGUGAUGUUUGUCAACAACCCUCUCAGUGGGCUGAUCAUUUUAGUGGGGCUUUUCAUCCAGAGCCCCUGGUGGAUGCUCACAGGCUGCACUGGAACCACUGUGUCCACGUUAACUGCGCUGGCCCUCAGUCAGGACAGGUCAUCCAUCGCAGCUGGGCUGCAUGGCUACAACGGGAUCCUGGUGGGCCUGCUCAUGGCUGUCUACUCAGACAAAGGGGACUAUUACUGGUGGCUUCUCCCUCCUGUGGCAGUGAUAUCUGCAGCCUGCCCAGUCCUGUCCAGUGCAUUGGGAUCCAUCUUCAGCAAAUGGGACCUUCCCGUUUUCACUCUGCCCUUCAACAUUGCAGUGACCCUGUACCUGGCAGCCACAGGACACUACAACCCCUUCUUCCCCACAACCCUCAUCAAGCCCGUGGCUGCAGUGCCCAAUAUCACCUGGUCUGACAUCAAUGUGCCACUGCUCUUACAAUCCAUCCCAGUUGGUAUUGGCCAAGUGUAUGGUUGUGGAAACCCCUGGACUGGAGGCAUUUUCCUUGUGGCUCUGCUCAUCUCCUCCCCACUGAUUUGUUUAAAUGCCGCAAUUGGAUCCACUGUGGGGAUGUUUGCAGCCCUGAGCAUUGCAUCCCCAUUUGACAGCAUCUACCUUGGCUUGCACAACUACAACUGUGCCCUGGCCUGCAUCGCCGUCGGGGGCAUGUUCUACGCCCUGACCUGGCAGACACAUUUGCUGUCCCUUGCCUGUGCAUUAUUUUGUGCUUACUCCGGAGCAGCUCUUGCUAAUGCCCUCUCUGUGCUCGGGCUGCCAGUGUGCACCUGGCCCUUCUGCCUCUCCGCGCUGCUCUUCCUGCUGAUCACGUCCGAAAACCCGGCCAUCUACAGAAUGCCCCUCUGCAAAGUCACCCACCCAGAAGCCAACAGGAUCUACUACCUGAGAAUGAGGAGAAGGGCCUCGGAGAGCAGGAGGGAGGAGCAGAAGAGGAAGGAGCAGAAACCCUCUGACAGCCCAAAUUUGAGCACCGGGGGUACCCCACUCUGCCCCCCCAAGAACCACCAUGCUCACUGACAUCAGGCACACACAGCUGUGCAGCUUGGGGGCAGUUUGGGGGCAGCUUUUCAAACCUCACCCAGGCACAGCACAGCCACAAACACCACUUUUGCCAGCAGUCUGCAGGCUUGGGGAUUCAGCGUUGCACACCGGGGAAAUCACGGUGUGCCCUUGAGCUAAGCUUUCCAAAAAGCACUCAGGUAACAUAAUAACAGCUGCCUUAUCAAUCCACUGGCUGUUAACUUGAAAGUCACCUCUUAUCAAUAAUAAUUAUAAGAAUAGGCAGAAGAACAUUAAAGCUGACAAGAGGCUGCAUUUAAUUUCAGAGGUGUAAUUUAACAAAAUAAAUAUGCUGAGAAGGCAUUGGUGUCUAAUAAUAAUAAAUAAUGUAAGAACUAAGUCAAGAGCUGCACUUCAAAUUAAGAGCAUGUAUAUUUGAAAGUGAAAUAAACAGACUGUUCUCUUCCUUUCUUGUGUGCCAUCAAUGUCUAACACUUUUAAUACCUCUUAACAGCUACAACACAUACAGGUAAAUAUUCUUACAGAGCACAUCCUGUAGCACUUUUGGUGCCAUCUCCUGGCUUCUCAUUAAGUGCCAAGGGAAUGAAUAUAUAUGCUUUAAUCAGACUAGAAGAGCAACUAGCUAGCAGUGAUCAAACAUUCUUCUUUUCCUUGAAUAAUUUUCUGUCUCACAAACAGAAGAUCUCUCUCUCCUGCUGAUUGCAGGAUAGUAAGUCUGUAUCCCUACACACAUCCAGUGGGAAAUAAAAAAACUUCAUGU